CAUUCCUAUCAAUAAUCAUUACAAUAAAUUAAUAAGUAAUAACAAUGGUGAAUUACUGCUGCGUCUCCGGCUGUGGCAGAAAUAGUCGAGCAAACAAAUAUUUAAACUAUUAUAGCUUGCCAAAGACCAGACUCCGACAAAAGCUAUGGCUAAAAGCUGCUGGUAAAGAAGAUUUAUUAGACAAAGACUUGGAAAAACUUCAGAAAACAUUAAGGUUUUGUUCUCGCCACUUCAUACCGAGUUUUAUAAAAAACAGACAUCUCACCGAUGAUGCUGUACCCUCAAAAUGUUUACCAGGAUCAUUGAGUGAAGAUGAAGAUGAUAAAAUACCGGCUACCCACGAGGGGAUAAUCUGCGACAACUGCUUACAGACCAUUGUUGGGUUCCGCUACAAGUGCGUCUCCUGUGACAACUACGACCUCUGCCAGAAGUGUGAAAUGCAAGAAACACACCCGCAACAUUACAUGUUGAGGAUACCUUGCUCCUUGGAAUUUAAGACAUGCGAUGAUUUAAUAAAUAAAUGGCGACAGUUCUUUAACUCUGAGCACAUCUUACCUAAAACUGAGCUUAUUGACGAAAACCUAUCCAGUGAUGAUGAACCUGUAAAGAAAUACAUCACGAAUUACACCUCAACUGAUCUAUCGCAGGAUGUAAAAAAGAGCAUACAAAAUGAGGUCGCCAGAGCUUUAAAAGCCGUCAAAAACCAGGCGAAACGGAAAAACAUGGAGAAAGUUAUGUAUCCCAGCAAGAAAGUGAAGAUGAACUUGCAGAGCCUAGCGGAUACCGAAGGUGUCAAAGAAGACUCAGCAAAUGAGCCAGAAGUGGGAAUGGUUUUUGCAGAGGUGGAUAAUGUGUUCAGCCAUGAUGUCAAAACAGAACAGAGUAACGAUGGGCCACACCCAGAAGAGAGUGACAAUCUACGCGCAUUUUAUUUGAAAAUGGGGAUAGACCUCUCACAGCUUAUGGUACAAGUUGCACCAACUACUGAAGAACCCUUAUAAGAAUCAUAUUCUACGAUUUAGAAAGAUUUUAACUGCAUAAGAACAUAUUAUUAUUUGAGAUUU
This is a messenger RNA of Aricia agestis (brown argus), 1064 nucleotides long. RefSeq lists its product as uncharacterized. The record is from RefSeq and is a predicted model, not a curated record. The coding region runs from base 45 to 1001 and encodes 318 amino acids. Gene Ontology annotation, molecular function: zinc ion binding; protein kinase C binding; K63-linked polyubiquitin modification-dependent protein binding. Lineage: Eukaryota; Metazoa; Arthropoda; Insecta; Lepidoptera; Lycaenidae. Gene Ontology annotation, cellular component: aggresome; amphisome. Gene Ontology annotation, biological process: mitophagy; aggrephagy; endosome organization. The transcript has 5 exons.